This is a messenger RNA of Gasterosteus aculeatus aculeatus (three-spined stickleback), 1526 nucleotides long. It is a transcript of the gene bkgd, whose product is annotated as beta-keto-L-gulonate decarboxylase. Gene Ontology annotation, cellular component: nucleus. Gene Ontology annotation, molecular function: hydrolase activity, acting on ester bonds; zinc ion binding. Lineage: Eukaryota; Metazoa; Chordata; Actinopteri; Perciformes; Gasterosteidae. The record is from RefSeq and is a predicted model, not a curated record.
CUGUUAUACUGAAAAAUGGGCUGUAAAAACGAAGACAAAAUUGUGUGGGGUAGCAGACAUCUUGCUGAUAUUUACUCUUUGGCGGUUCCUCAAACAUUCGCUGUGUGCUUACUUCAGCAGUCCACCUUUCCUGCACCGCUGACGGUCUGCUGGUCCUCUUAAGGCAAAACAAAACAGUUAUGGCAGAUAUCAGCAAAACUGAAAAGGUUCAGCUGUACGUGCCCGAUUUAGACGAACUGCGUGGUGUACUGCAAGCAGGACUAGAAGACAACUUUGCAGAAGUUGAGGUGAGUGUUGUUGACUGUCCCGAUCUCACCAAAGAGCCCUUCCAGUUUCCUGUCCAAGGCUUGUGUGGAAAGCCUCGCAUCACUGAUGUGGGUGGUGUGCCGUACCUUGUCCCCUUGGUUCAAAAGCACAAGGAAUACAACAUGAACACCAUUUCAAAGGAGCUGGAGCUGCCAGGAGGCUUCGUCCUCGGCGCGGCAGCUGCUCCCAGCAGAAUUGUCGGCAUGAAUGCAGAGCUGGUGCCUCUGGUCCUAACAGAAGCGGAGGGCAGGCCUGCAGUUAACAGCAGCUACGUCUCCUCAAUCAACCCGGCUGAUGGCCAGUGUCUGCAAGAAAAAUACAGCAACAAAUUCUCGGACUGCAGCUUUGGACUGCUGGGAAAUCUGUACGCCUGUGAGGGGAAGUCUGGGAAGGUCAUUGAGGUGCGGGCCAAGAAGAGAACAGGAGGCCACAGUCUCGUGACGGCCCUGAGGAACUCUCUUAGAGAUCGGUACCCCGAUAAAAGCCUGGCUCUGGGGGGCACCUUUAUCAUCCAGAAAGGGAAAGCCAAAAUCCACAUCAUGCCGAGAGAGUUCUCUGCCUGCCCCCUCAACUCCGACGACGACGUCAACAGCUGGCUCAAGCACUUUGAGGUCAGCGCACCACUCAUCUGCCAGUCAGUGCUAGUUUCCAGAGACCCCGGUUUGGACCUGCGAGUGGAGCACACCCACUGCUUCAGCCACCACGGAGAAGGGGGCCACUACUACAUAGACACCACACCCGACAGUGUGGAGUACCUGGGCUACUUCAUGCCGGCCGAGUUUGUCUACCGCAUCGACCGGCCCCAAGAAACCCACGCAGUUGGACGAGAUUGACGAGUGAAUAAAAAUGUAUAGUUUGCAGCACGUCGUCUCUCGUAAGUCUUGAACAAGUAAUGUGUGAUUUAUAUGGAGCUCUGUGUGUUCCUAAACUGCAGUCUGAUGGUCGUGGCUGUUUGUACAAUGAAUGUAGUUGAAUAACAAAAGUGGGACAUUGGACCUCGGACAAAACCGACGGGAGAUGUCAUUUCUGCACAGUCGACACAGAGGGGAAACUAGAACAAUAAUUGUUUUAAGACACUGUUGCUUUCACUUGUUUUUUUAACUUCUAUGUUUUCUAUUUUUAUUAGAAGUUACACAUUGACUGUCAACACUGGACACACAAUGACCGUAUAAAAACUGACUGAACAAUGUGUGUAAUAAAUGCUCAUUUACAAACCCACA